This is a messenger RNA of Xyrauchen texanus (razorback sucker), 747 nucleotides long. Its product is annotated as transmembrane and immunoglobulin domain-containing protein 1-like. Gene Ontology annotation, cellular component: cell-cell junction. NCBI's taxonomy places the organism in Eukaryota, Metazoa, Chordata, Actinopteri, Cypriniformes, Catostomidae. The transcript has 4 exons. The coding region runs from base 1 to 747 and encodes 248 amino acids. The record is from RefSeq and is a predicted model, not a curated record. Gene Ontology annotation, biological process: cell-cell adhesion. Gene Ontology annotation, molecular function: cell adhesion molecule binding.
AUGAAGAUAUCGGUUUGUGUCAGUUUGCUUCUACUCUGUUGCAUCAGCCAUAUAAAAGCAGUCACUGUUGAGUCAUGUCCCAUGGCAGCUGGGAGCUUCGUUCAGACACAGGUUGAGGAAACGGUCACUCUGACUUGUGUGACUGAUGGCAGUAUGGACUCAUCAAACCAACAUGAACUGCAGUGGUUACGCAAUGGUGACCUGGUGGACCUGAAAGAAGAAAAUCGUCUGUACAGGAGUAGUCUGUGUGUACAGCCUGUCACCAGAGAGGACAAUGGAGCCAUCUUUACCUGUCAGCUUAAGAGUGAUGCAAGCGUGAACAACUCCAUCGAACUUGAUGUCCAGUUUCCCCCAGAUCUUAAUGACACAGAAGAGGUGUUUGUUGAGGAAACAAGCAAUGUUGUUCUGUCCUGCAAUGUACUUGCCAACCCUCCAGUAACUGUGGCUUGGAAAAGGGAUGAUGAACUUCUAGAUCUGACCACUGGUAGUUAUAAAACCACCAAUAAUGGCAUAACCGCUGAGUUGACAGUCCCUAAAAUUAAGCGUGAGGUACAUCAAGGGAUGUACACCUGUGAGACAACUUCAGCUGUCUACAAAAAAAGGAGCAAGACAUUUAAAGUUACGGUUGAAGAUAAAGUUCUGAAGUUCCCACUCGGACCCACAAUUGCUGGAGUGGUGGUGGUUGUCUGCACAGUAAUAAUAGCAAUCAUCUCUAGAAGGGAUACAAUUAAAAAGGUUCAUUCUUAA